AAGACCGUUUUCUCUCGAGGUUGAUUCUCAAAGCAGGGACGAAAGUCGAUGUAUCACCAUCAUGAGCAUCAUUCCGGUCACGCCGAAUGUCCAGUCCACCAUUAUCUUAUUACCGGCUGACUUAAUCAACCCUCUUCUGUCAUCAGCUGAGUCUGUCAAAGAUAGGAUUUCUCUCGACAAGGCGCACACAAAACGCUAUUGUUGUUGUUGAAGACUUGACUGGCGAUGAUGACGAAUUUCGCAGCUUUGUUGCUGUUUCUUCUACCCUUAAACAUCUUUGAACACUCAGUUGGGAUGCCGAGAGGAAAGCUACGAUUGAAGCGACAGGCCCCACAAAGUUCUGCCUUAGCAGCUUUGAUGUCGUUCUCCGUCAAACUCUCCGACAUGGAGCGACAAAUAACAUCCUAUGAAAAGACAAUACAACGACAGAAAGCCGAGAUCGACCAACUGACAGCCAAGCUUGACUCCAAAGCUGAUCGAGUUCAAUUCAAAAGUUUGCAGACUUUACUGGACAGCAAGAUGGUGGCGCUUAAGGACGAGACUAAUACGAAGGACUUGCUAAUCGAGCGAUACCGGAAUAAACUCAGUCAGCUGGAUUCUGAGGUUACGGUAAGUGGUCUGAACCCUUCAUUUCUUUAUUAA
Molecule: messenger RNA, 642 nt
Organism: Pocillopora damicornis (cauliflower coral)
Lineage: Eukaryota; Metazoa; Cnidaria; Anthozoa; Scleractinia; Pocilloporidae
Source: RefSeq, a predicted model, not a curated record